Molecule: messenger RNA, 1896 nt
Organism: Onychomys torridus (southern grasshopper mouse)
Lineage: Eukaryota; Metazoa; Chordata; Mammalia; Rodentia; Cricetidae
Product: Fc receptor-like protein 5
Exons: 12
Coding region: 1-1896 (631 amino acids)
Biological process (GO): cell surface receptor signaling pathway
Molecular function (GO): transmembrane signaling receptor activity
Source: RefSeq, a predicted model, not a curated record
AUGCCUGCUUCAGUCUCUGGCUGGAUGCUCUUCGCGCUGCUGUGGCUGACUCUGCCGGUUGUGACUCCUGUCAGGAGACAGUACGAAACUGCAACCGAAUCUGUGAUUUCUCUUAAUCCUCCAUGGACUGAUUUCUUUCGAGGAGAGAGCGUGAAUCUGACUUGCUAUAGAUAUGGCUUCAAGUCACCCCAGAAAGCAAAAUGGUACCGGAACGGCAAAGCAGUAGGAGAAACCAAAGUUCACACCGUAAAGGUCUCUGUGUCUGGAAAGUACCAAUGCCAAGCUGAUGACUUACAUCUAAGCAUCCCUGUGCACUUAAACUUUCAUAAAGAGCAACUGGUGCUGCGUGCUCCACCUGCUGUGUUUGAAGGAGAGCCUCUGGUUCUGAUGUGCCAUGCAAAGGAAGAUAUAGCACAAAAGACCUUGACAUUUUACAAGAAUGGUUUCCCUCUGAAACCAUCUGGUCAACAUUCUGAGCUCCAUAUUCAUCAUGCAAAUCAGAGGGACAAUGGUGUAUACCACUGCAGUGUGAAGAAGAUUUGGUACACCACUUCCAAUUCUAUCAGAGUCCAAGUCCAAGUCCAAGAGUUAUUCCCACGUCCUGUACUGAGAGCCAGACCCUCUCAGCCCAUAGAUGGAAGCCCGGUGACCCUGACCUGUCAGACUCGGCUCCCUGCACAGAAGUCAAAUGUCCAGCUCCAGUUCUGUUUCUUCAGAAACUUCGAGACUCAGGCUCUGGGGUCAGGCUGCAGCAACUCCUCAGAGCUGCACAUUCCUGCCAUAUGGACUGAAGAUUCAAUGUCGUACUGGUGCAUGGCAGGAACAAUGAAUGCCCAAACAAGAAAACAAAGCCUGACAAUAGAAAUUCCUGUGCAGAGGGCUUCUGCUGACUUCCAAAUACACAGUGUCCCAGCCUCGACGUCAGUGUUUGAAGGACAGUUGCUGUUACUCAGCUGCUCAGUAAAAGGGGUCCCAGGGCCCAUCAAAUUUUCCUGGUACAAAAGGGACAAGCUGAAUAAAGAAACAAAGACUCCUAAGUCCUCAGAAGCAGAGCUCAAGAUCUCCACAGUGAACAGCAGUGACGCGGGGAAUUAUUACUGUGAAGCCAACAACAGUCGCCGAAGCUUUGUCAGCAAAGCGGUCCCUGUUACCGUAAAAGUCCCGGUGUCCCAGCCUGUCCUCACCCUAAGCACUGGCAAGACCCGAGCCCUUGAGGGAGACUUGAUGACACUUCACUGUAAAUCCCAGAGGGGUUCUCCACAUAUCCGGUAUGAGUUCUAUUAUGAGGAUGUCUUCCUGGAGAUCAACUCUAUGCUCUCUGGAGGAGGAGCAUCCUUCAAUUUCUCUAUGACCACAGAGCGUUCUGGAAACUACUACUGCACUGCUGACAAUGGCCUGGGGGCCCAGCGCAGUGAGGCUGUCUGGAUCUCUGUCAUUGACACGACCAAGAACAGAAGUGUUGCCGUGGCUGCGGGAAUCUCUGGGGGACUGCUCCUUGUGGCUGGUGUGGCUGCCGGAGUACUGUUUUAUCGCUGGUUCUCUAGAAGAGCAGGGGGAAAGCCUGCCUCAGAUGACUCCAGGAACCCUUCAUAUUCAGAACCCCAGGAGCCCACCUAUUACAACAUACCAGCCUGUAUAGAACUGCAACCAGUAUACAGCAAUGACCCAAAAGAAGAAGUGGUUUAUACAGAAGUUCGGAAAGCCCAACAGAAUAGUAAACGUGAAGCUUCUCCUGAGAUCACUCUGGAAGAGACAGGGAGACACUACCCCCACCUCUGGAGCCACGGCAGCCAUGCCAAGUUCUGCCACAGCUGCUGGCAGGCGGCACUACUCCAGGACCUGGGCACAUUCACCGUCUUGUGGCUGAUACCCAAGUUGCCGGUAGUGAUGCCGUAA